AUGACCCCUGUUGAGCAACUUCAGCUGUCUGAUCUUCAGGGCUUUCUCCCUGUGAUAGUUUCUGAGUGCGACCACAGGAUAGAGAAGGCGGUUGGAGUGACGUUGAAGAUGGAUGUCAAGCUUUCUGAUGUCUGUGCGAGGGAUUGCGUGUCGAGGACGCUGGACCUUGGGUUGUGUGUGAGAAGGAUCCGGGAGUACUGGGAGGCCUUGGAGUGUGCGGUAUAUGUGUGGGACUUUUCUCGAAGGAUGGCCGAGAUAGUUGAUGGGCUUGGAGGAGAGGGAAGGAUUGAGGUAGCAGUCAAGCUUCCUGGAAGUAGCUCUCUUUCGAAGGAGGUUGUAUACAAGGCGAGGAGAGACGGGGGAUGGAGUGAGCUGUUGGUGGUCGGGGAUAUCUGUGGCAGGGUGCUUAUAGGGUGCAAGGAUGCGGAGAGGUGCCAGAGGCAGGAUAUCAGGGUAGAGGUUGAGGGGAUGUAUCCAAAGGUAGCUCCGGAGCGCCUUCCUCGGAUCAACACGCAGUCUUUGAUUUCCUCUAUUAUCGGGGAGAUGGAGAGGGGAGAGUAUAACACCAUGGAGUGCUUGGCAAGCCGAAUUGUUGAUUUUGUGGAGGAGAGAUACUGUUUUGUAAGGGUCUGUGUUUUCCUUCAGAAGAUGCAUGGGGCUCUUGGAGGAUUGAGCUCCGGAGUGAGGAUAGGGAGGGCGACGCGGCAUGCCUUGGCGGAGAGAGGGCAUGCGGAGGCUAAAGGAGGAGAGGAUCUGAGGACGGCAUACAUAUGUGUAGGAUCGAACAUGGGGGACAAGGUCGGCAACAUUCACUCUGGGCUUAAGCUGCUGAAGGAGUGUGGGGUUGAGAUAGUGGACACCUCGUUCCUGUAUCUUUCCGGGUACCAAGGGGAUGGGGAGGUUUCUGAUAGGGAGUUUGUGAAUGCAGGGGUCAAGAUAAGGACUCUGCACUCUGCCUCCUCGCUUCUUCGGGUGGUGAAGGGGAUAGAAGAGCGUGUUGGGAGGAUGAAGGCAAGGGGGACGGAUGAUAGGAAGAUUGACCUUGACAUUGUGUUUUACGAGGAUCUUGUUGUUGACAGCAGGGAUCUAGUGAUACCGCAUCCCCGCCUGCACCUGCGUGAGUGGGUGUUGAGGCCACUUGCAGACAUUGAUCCUUUCUUCAUGGAUCCUCUUCGGAAGAUGUCUGUUAGGUGUCUGCUUGAGGGCUGUUUGAGGAAGAUUGACCUCAGGGCUAGUGUUGGGCUAGAUGUUGAAAGGAUGCCCUUUGUGGGUGUGGAGAGGGUGAUGUGGCUUGGAAGCAAGCUGUACAGAUGGGGGUCUCUAGGAAGUACGCUGGUGAUGGGGAUACUGAAUGUGACGCCGGACAGUUUUUCUGAUGGCGGGUGCUAUCUUAGUCUCUGUGAUGCUCGGAAGAGGUUUAUUGAGAUGGUGGAACAAGGUGCGGAUAUAGUUGACAUAGGGGGAGUGUCCACAAGGCCCGGGGCCGCCUCGGUAGAUGUUGAGGAGGAAUAUUCCAGGGUGAUUCCUGUGCUAGAGGAUGUAAGGAAGAUAGACAAGGAUGUCAUUAUAUCGAUUGAUACGACGUCGGCUAGGAUAGCACGUGAAUGCCUGAGGCGGGGAGCAAAUUUCAUGAACACGACUCUGCAUGCAGAUGGGAUGGCGGAGAUGUAUGAGGUUGUUGCAGACCUGAGUGUACCGAUUGUUCUUAUGCAUUCGCGGGGGACUCCGAGGACGAUGGGGUCCCUGGUUUCCUCUGCACGUGGGCAAAGCCUUCUGGAAGAAGUCUCGAAGGAGACCAACGAUAUUCUGAUGGAGGCCAGAAGGAGUGGGGUCUACAGAUGGAACAUCAUUCUAGAUCCCGGGAUAGGGUUUGCAAAGACUCCGAUGCAGAGUGUUGAGGUGAUGUCUGGGUACCAUAGGCAUCAUCCGUUUUCUAGCUAUCCUUGUCUUGUGGGACAUUCGAGGAAGAGCUUUAUCGAGAAGGUCGGGCUAUCUGUGCCUGGAGAUUGUGUGCACCCCGCUACCCUGUGGGGGACGCUUGGGGGCACUUCUAUGCUUUGCCGUAGUAAGACCUUUAUUGUAAGGGUCCAUGAUGUGCCUGAAAACGCAUCGAUUGUCAAGCUUUACGGUUUGCUCGGUAGCAGUGGGCUGGAUCCCUAG
Encephalitozoon hellem ATCC 50504 is the source of this 2160-nucleotide messenger RNA. Its product is annotated as folic acid synthesis protein. Gene Ontology annotation, biological process: tetrahydrofolate biosynthetic process. Gene Ontology annotation, cellular component: mitochondrial envelope. Lineage: Eukaryota; Fungi; Microsporidia; Unikaryonidae. The transcript has a single exon. Bases 1 to 2160 code for a protein of 719 amino acids. Gene Ontology annotation, molecular function: dihydropteroate synthase activity; dihydroneopterin aldolase activity; 2-amino-4-hydroxy-6-hydroxymethyldihydropteridine diphosphokinase activity. The record is from RefSeq and is a predicted model, not a curated record.